CCAAGAAGUUUCACUAUGUUUCGAUGCUUGAUUUUUGUCAGUGCCCUUUUGAUCUGCCAUCUCUGUGUUAAAUGGGUGAAGCUUCUUCACAACUACUAUAUAACCUGACGACAGCUCUGCUUUGUAAACGCUUCCAUGCCCUUCCUUUCUGAUGCCAUACAUGAGAUAAAAAUCGUCGGCGGCCUUUAUAAUCUCUUCAUACACUGUUCCUCCAUCAAAAGUUGAUAUUGCAAAGAGAUCAUUCUGUACAUCACCUUCUUCGACUUCUGGAGUUCUCUCUCUUCUUUCAGAAAUCAAGGAAAACCCUUCCACAAUCUAACAGCUCCCAUCCCUUCCACUUUUGGAAACUUGAAACCUUAUGUUAUACCUGUUCAACAAUCAACUCUCCGGGCAAAUCCCACCAGAAUUAGGAAAUUUGAGAUCCCUGAACAGUCUAAGCCUCUACGAAAACUAUCUUUUAGGUCCAAUCCCUACGUCAUUAGGUGAUCUCAGUGGCUUAACCCGCCUGCAUCUCUAUGCCAAUCAACUUUCCGGCCCCAUUCCUUGAGAAAUAGGAAACUUGAAGUCUCUUGUUGAUCCAGAACUUUCAGAAAACCAACUCAAUGGUUCCCUUCCUACUUCACUAGGUAAUCUGACCAACUUAGAAAUUUUAUUCCUCCGUGAUAACAAACUUUCUGGUUACAUUCCUCGAGAAAUUGGGAAACUUCAUAAGUUGGUUGUGCUAGAAAUCAACACAAACCAGCUGUCUGGCUCUUUUCCGGAAGGCAUUUGCCAAUGUGGAUCUCUGGUGCGCUUUACAGUGAGCAACAACUGUCUCAGUGGUCCCACCCUCAAAAGCUUGAAAAUUUGCAGAAACUUAACCAGAACUCUGUUCGGGGAAACCAACUCACUGGAAAUAUAUCCGAGGUAGUUGGCGACUGUCCAAACCUGGAAUACAUCGACUUGAGCUACAAAAGUUUUCAUGGAGAACUCUCUCAUAACUGGGGAAGGUGCCCACAACUACAAAGGCUGCAGAUGGCCGGGAACAAUAUUACAGGGAGCAUACCAGAAGAUUUUGGAAUCUCAACUGAUCUAACCUUCCUUGAUCUUUCUUCAAAACAUUUGGUUGGACAAUUUCUGAAAAAAAAAAAGGGAAGUUUAACUUCUCUGUUGGAGCUAAAAUUGAAUGAUAACCAACUUUCUGGAAGUAUACCUCUUGAAUUUGAUUUGGAUUACUGUUCAGCCUUGAUCAUCUCGACUUAUCAGCAAACCGAUUAAAUGGGUCAAUACCAGCGAACUUGGGUGACUGCUCGAACUUGUAUUACUUGAACCUGAGCAAUAACAGGCUUAGCCACAGAAUUCCUGCUCAGAUGGGUAAGCUGAGUCACCUCUCCCAGCUAGAUCUGAGUCACUACUCGCUAUCAGGAGAAAUUCAUUCCAAAGGCUUUUGAGGAUAUGCGUGGCUUGUCGGAUGUUGAGAUAUCUUCCAAUCAGUUGCAGGGUCCCAUUCCCAACAGCAAAGCAUUUCGAGAUGCUACCAUUGAGGUGUUAAAGGUGAACAAUGGCUUGUGCGGCAAUGUAAAAGGGUUGCAACCCUGCAAAAAGGGUUCUGGAGUAGGCCAACCACCUGUCGAAAAGGGCCACAAAAUUGUGUUUAUAAUCAUAUUCCCUCUUUUGGGAGCACUUCUACUUCUUUUUGCUUUCAUUGGAAUUUUCUUGGGUGCUGAAAGAAGAGAGAGAACUCCAGAAAUCGAAGAAGGUGAUGUACAGAAUGAUCUCUCUUCCAUAUCAACUUUUGACGGAAGAACAAUGUAUGAAGAGAAUAUAAAGGCCACCAAGGAUUUUGAUCUCAUGUAUUGCAUCAGAAAGGGAGGGCAUGGAAGCAUUUACAAGGCAGAGCUGCCGUCAGGUAAUAUAGUAGCUGUGAAGAAGCUUCACCCAUCCGAUAUAGAUAUGGCAAAUCAAAGGGAUUUCUUGAAGGAAGUAAGGGCACCCACAGAAAUCAAGCAUCGAAACAUUGUGAAACUUCUUGGUUUCUGUUCACAUCCACGACACUCGUUUCUCGUCUACGAGUACCUUGAAAGAGGUAGCCUGGCUACAAUCUUGAGCAGGGAAGCAGUUAAGAAACUGGUUUGGGCUACAAGGAUCAAUAUCAUUAAAGAAAUGGCUGACGCUUUGUCUUAAAUACACCAUGAUUGCUCACCCUUAAUUGUUCAUCGGCAUACAUCGAGCAACAAUAUUCUACUGGAUUCUCAACAUGAGCCUCAUAUUUCUGACUUCGGCACUGCCAAGCUUCUAAAGCUAGACUCAUCAAAUCAGAACGCACUUGCAGGCACAUUUGGAUACGUUGCACCAGGUAUAUGUUCAGUCCUCAAUUAACAAAGAAAUCUAACCUGUCAAUGAUGUGAUAUUUAUCUUCUAAUUUUGCAGAACAUGCUUA
Molecule: messenger RNA, 2419 nt
Organism: Vitis vinifera (wine grape)
Lineage: Eukaryota; Viridiplantae; Streptophyta; Magnoliopsida; Vitales; Vitaceae
Product: MDIS1-interacting receptor like kinase 2-like
Exons: 1
Coding region: 1435-2163 (242 amino acids)
Biological process (GO): protein phosphorylation
Molecular function (GO): ATP binding; protein kinase activity
Source: RefSeq, a predicted model, not a curated record